Tarenaya hassleriana is the source of this 459-nucleotide messenger RNA. Its product is annotated as thioredoxin H8. The record is from RefSeq and is a predicted model, not a curated record. The transcript is spliced from 3 exons. Lineage: Eukaryota; Viridiplantae; Streptophyta; Magnoliopsida; Brassicales; Cleomaceae. Bases 1 to 459 code for a protein of 152 amino acids.
AUGGGAGCUAACGUUUCUUCUUCGGCUGACCAGAGAAACCAGGUCGCCGAUCUCCGAGCCAAGAAGCAGCUGAGGAGGACUCCUUCCGGGCCUAGGGUUUCUCCUUUCGUCCAGGACAAUCCACGAGUCACUGAAAUCAAGAGCAAGGACCAGUGGAAAGCUCGGUUCAAUGCUCUAAAAGACAGCGACAAGCUUCUGGUUAUUGACUUCACGGCCAAAUGGUGUGGACCUUGCAACUCCAUUGAGCCCAAGAUUGAAGAGUUUGCUGCCAUAUAUACCAAUGUCGAGUUCGUGAAGAUUGACGUUGAUGCGCUAAUGGGUUUGUCGAUGAAAUUCAACGUGAACACGUUGCCGGCGAUGGUGUUCAUGAAGAGAGGCCAAGAAUUGGACCGAGUCGUGGGUGUGAAUGUGGAUGAACUUCGUAGCAAGAUCGAGAAAUACAUGCAACCUUCUUACUGA